Messenger RNA from Capsicum annuum, 438 nucleotides. RefSeq lists its product as uncharacterized. The transcript has 2 exons. The annotation marks the transcript as partial. The record is from RefSeq and is a predicted model, not a curated record. NCBI's taxonomy places the organism in Eukaryota, Viridiplantae, Streptophyta, Magnoliopsida, Solanales, Solanaceae.
UGCAUCAAAAUUCAACUUGUGGUACUGCUAAAAAUGUUGGAACUGCUGCAAAACCUAAUGGCAUAAUGCAUGAACCUGUACGUGCUGAUAAACCCAAUGCAUUCAGUAACAACAGCUCAUCUGUUCUCUCUUGCAUACAAACAGUAGUUGAUAUUCCUUCUCAAAGGUUGAGAAAAAUAAUAGAAGGGAGGAUUAUUAAGAAAGAACCUGUCUACGGUGGGAAUUCUCUAUUUGCCUUUGGUCCUCUCGGCAAUUACUUGGAGUCACGUUCGGCAAUGGGUGAUGCAUUUGUUUCGUCAUUUAGUAGUGUGGAGUCUAACACACAACCUCUUAAUGAACCUCUUCUGGAUGCUGACACUACUUCAUUUGGAUUUCUUGGGGAGAUGCCUCAAAAUUUUGGUUUCUCAGACUUGACUGCUGAUUUCACUAAUAGUUCUG